Molecule: messenger RNA, 1412 nt
Organism: Suillus fuscotomentosus
Lineage: Eukaryota; Fungi; Basidiomycota; Agaricomycetes; Boletales; Suillaceae
Exons: 3
Coding region: 272-1159 (295 amino acids)
Source: RefSeq, a predicted model, not a curated record
CUUAGUCAUACACCAGCUAACACUCCUUCUCGGACCACAAUACUCACCUUUCAUUUGAACCACCGGCUCCACCAUAUUUUCUUCUUGCCUCCAGAGGCCCGACCAGCAAGAAUUUUGCACAAAUGGCCCGUUUGUUUGUAACAAGGUUUGUCCUGGCAUCGCUUGAUCUUGCGCAGCCCCUCUCCCCGCCGCCCGCUUACAAAAGUCCGGCUCGGGCAUUACAUUUAUGACUGCACUUUCCUGUCUUUCUUGAGCUUGACCAUCGACUGACAUGUUCUUCAACUCUCAUAGGACUACAUCACUAGCCGUUUCGCUCUUUGGCGCACUGUUCAAUUUCGCUCUUGCAGUGCGACUACUAGGAGCUUGGCGGUCGUUUAAAUGGGAACCAGAAAGCGAAUGGGAGAGUUCUGAGUAUUCCAUCAGUAAAGAUGGAGUGCAUCUCGUAUGGGCGUUAUUGUGCGCAUAUUUUGUUGCGGCAUCUGUCAUCUGUCUCUUCGGUUUGGCAGGCAUUGUCCGAGGCAAAGCGUCAUUUGUCCGCAUCUAUCGUGACUACAUUGUCGGAGAUUUCGUGUUUGGCACGUUGUUUGCAGCCAUAGGCUCUUACGCUGCCUUUCGACCAUCAGUUCGCUCCAGUAUUUGCGAGUUGUUGUCACGCCAGCCAGACACUCUUCGGGACUUUAUCGACUUGGGCCUGACUUUGGAGAACUGCGAACCAUGGUUUGAGCGGGGAGUAUUCGUGUUCAUGAUUGUUCUGAUUGUCAUCACCGUCAUUCGCCUUCACUUCGUGUUGGCUCUUUCCAGUUACUAUACCAUUCUUAUCAGUCACCAAGGCUUCCAUUUGUCAUCCCACACGCCUCACUAUGAGCGGAUAUACAUUCUACCAGUCCAUUCAAUGGCAAACAAAGCGCGCUGCACAUCCGACGUCGACCUACAAUUUGUAGACGCUCCCGUUUACGCUCCAGUCCCGCUCACGCAUGUUUCUUCGCAAGUCGCGGAGGAAUUGCUUGCGAAUGCGACCGAAGCAUGGGUUUCUCGAUUACACUCAGCCCAACAUGUACGGCCGCCCAGCCUCUCGCUGGCACGCCAUCAGUCUGUGGACCUCGGUUCGGGAGCAGGUCAGACCGCUGACUUGAUCUCGCUGGAGAACGAAAAGGCAUGAGCUCAGGAUUGGAUGAAAACGAUGGUAUUAACUUCUGACAUGUUGCGGUGGUGUCUCUGCUUCUCUGUGCUCUUGCUUGUAUUAUUGUGUUGAUGAGUUGCUGCUUGCUUGUACAUUAGUUAUCUCAGUUAUUCGGAAUCAGAAGGACCAGUGUCGUCCUUUUUGUAAUGAUGUAUAGCAUGGAAGCUCUUUGUAGUACUGAACUGAAUUCGCAACUCUGACAUCAAUAUAUCCUUCUGUUCCGUUCCGGCUC